Molecule: messenger RNA, 2310 nt
Organism: Dermacentor silvarum
Lineage: Eukaryota; Metazoa; Arthropoda; Arachnida; Ixodida; Ixodidae
Product: cholinesterase
Exons: 8
Coding region: 29-2299 (756 amino acids)
Biological process (GO): acetylcholine catabolic process; choline metabolic process
Cellular component (GO): plasma membrane
Molecular function (GO): acetylcholinesterase activity
Source: RefSeq, a predicted model, not a curated record
GCAGUCGUAAGAAGGAGAAGGCGACGAAAUGGAGUCCUCCAACGAGUCCAAGGUGAACACUGGCCAAUCUGGCCUCCGAGGUACGCGCCAUUUCGAUGAGACAACGAUAACGACGGCCCGUGACAGAGGCAGGCCGUGUAAAAGUUGUUGCAGCAAAAUCAGAUGCACCUGCUCACCGGCGCCUCGCCCCGAAGCCGGGUCCAACGUGGGGCCGGCAAGGUCAAUGGCCGUGGUCCCUUCCAAAGAGCACUACGGCACUGGCGCUUCGCUACACGCGGUCUCGUCGACGUCGCUGCCGGACACCUCGCUCGACCACAGCCGGCGCAUGUCCCGUACCUCGAUGCACGAAGAACUGGGCCUCUUCCGCUGGAGCUCGCGGCUCAAGGAGGCCCUGCGGCUGCCGCUGAACAUACGCCUCGAGCUCGUGUCACCCUUCGGCCCGUUGGCCACCGAGAAGGACGACGGCGGCGCCCAAAAUGGCGCCAUUGAAGAUCACGCCUCUGCUCAGGCCUCGGCCCCUGUCACCUCGGCCCAGCUCACCUCGGCCCAGAUCGUCUCGGCCCAGAUGAACAGUUUCUGGAGCAUGUUGGCAACGCACUCGCGUCAAUUGAUGCCUAAAGGAUGGCGGCAUCAGUUGACCGCGUCCGAUCUGGCAUGCGCCGUGGCCACCAUCCUGUCGGCGGCCAUCGUGAUCCUGACCUCGCUUGUGCUCUUGUCGCCCGCCGUGCCACCAGAGCGCGCCGAAGUGACCGUGGCCGGCGGCUUCGGUUCUGUCACCGGGUUCGGCUCGCUGGCGGCCGGACGACACGUGUACGCCUUCCUAGGCGUGCCCUUCGCCGAACCCCCGUUGGGCAAGUUCCGCUUCCAGAGAGCCACGCCACGACAGCCAAGCGUGAUGGACGGCCGACGUGCGGGUCCCGCGUGCUACCAAGAAGGCGCCGUAGGCGCCGACGUGUCGGAGGACUGCCUGCACCUGAACAUCUGGACGCCCAAGGCGGACUGUGACACGACGCGGCAGCCCUCGUGCGCGAACCGAACGGUGCUCUUUUUCCUGCAUGGCGGCUUCUUCCAGGCCGGCAGCAACCGGGACUACCCGCUCGACGGAAGUUACCUGUCCGCCUUGGGAGACGUGGUGGUGGUGGUGCCAAACUACAGGCUUGGUGCCCUGGGCUUUUUGUACAACGGCGGCCCCACGGCGCCGGGCAAUGCGGGCCUGCACGACCAACUGCUGGCGCUCGAGUGGACGCGCGCGCACAUCGGGAGCUUCGCCGGAAACGGUUCCGACGUCGUGGCUAUGGGCCAUGGUGCCGGCGCCGGUUCCAUCGGCCUGCACCUGUUUGGCAGCGCAGCGGCCGACAACAGGAACGGCAACAACGCCGACGACCGUCGCGGCCGGCCGCGCCUCACCAGAGCCAUCCUGAUGAGCGGCAGCCCGUUCACCAGGACGCACGACAACACGGUCGACUACCGCGCCAACGUGGAGUGGCUGGAGCAACACGUGCGCUGUGACGACGAGGCUGGCACCGUCAAGUGCUUGCUGGACGUGGAAGCCAAGUCGAUGUACUCCGGCGUGCUGCUGCCGCGCUUCUUCCCAUCGUUCACCGGGCUACUGCCGUACUCGUCCCUCAAGCAGAGGCACCUGGUCCGGCUGACAGGCGUCAACGUUCUGCUCGGCCACAUGGAGGACGAGGUGCCGUACCUGGUGUCGUACUUGCAGAAGAAAGGCGCGGUAGAAGGGCCAGUCCUCGACAGUUUGGUGCCCGGCUUGCUUCAAAACUUGGGCUUCAAUGACAGCAGCUCCCUCGUCAUCGCCCAUUACUACACGAAUGGCUCAGCGGGUAACUCGAGCCACUGGGCGGGCGACCUGCUCGCCGACGUGUUGGUCGUGUGUCCCGUGCUCCACUUCGCCGACUACCUGGGCGCGUCGGGAAACAACAGCGUGCACCGAUACCUGCUGCUCAGGCGACGGCGCCCUUCGACUCCGGAGCCGACCGCGCAGGGGGGCGAGGAUGACUCCCUCGGCACACCAGAGACGACGCCGCCGCCCCGGUUGUACGCCCUCGGGCUGGUCUUUGGCGAUCCGCUGCGCCGGAGCAACAGCGACGUCGAAGAGCAGGCGCUGAGUCGGCGCAUGAUCGCUCUCUGGACGGAUUUCGCCAAAAGAGGGACCGUUCCAGCUGACCUGGGCGAGCACGUCUUCAACUACACCAUAGCAAUUUCGAGUUCACCGAGCACCGAAGGAAGUCCAUUUGAGUUCCGCAAAACCCAGUGUGACUUUCUCAAGGACCACUACCUGUGAACGUUACUUUG